GGGCUUUUCCCUGGGGGAUGGGCAGCUGGUGAGCGGGUAUCUCUUGGCCCCGGCAUUGCAAACCACACCAUGAACCUCCAGGCCCAACCCAAGGCCCAGAACAAAAGGAAACGGGUUCCGUUUUUCAGUGACCCAGAAACGGCAACAAAGGAACAGCAGCCGCUCAAGGAGGGGCAGUAUUAUGGUCACGGAGGACCAGUUGGCAGCGUCCCUAGCUCCCAGCCCACUGACCUGCCCCCUCACAAUCCCCUGCCGCUACUGAACUCAGUAGUUUACAGAACGGAGCGGGGCAACCCUCCCAUGCUCUCUCAACCGGUGGCAGCUGUGAAGUGGUCAAACUCGGUGAUGGGCCGGGGGCCCGAACGGGCUGGGGAGGCGGGCUGGCAGCAGCAGUCCCAGCCCUCCCCCCACCCCUUGUGGAACCAUGCGAUCACUAUGUACGGUGGCCAGAAAGGGGCCCCUCACCCUGGGGUCGGGGUUUCGGGGUUUUACGGCCACCCCGAGGCCUUGAAGCGCAGCCAGGAGAAAGGGAUCCUGCCCCUGGAUCCCUACAAUGAUGCCAUACAGCAGAUGAUGUCCCAGAAGGCGCAGCUGGAGCUCGGGAGGCCCCAGGCCCCAGUGAACUCCUUCCACACACCCAAGAAACCCCCCGGCCAGCUGCCCCUGCAGCCUUUCCAGUUGGCGUUUGGGAACCAGGUGAACCGUCACGUUUUCCGACAGGCCCCACCCGGCGCCAACCCCAGCGCCUUUCCCCCACCACAGAAGCAGCAGGCCCUCCCCCAGAUGCAGCUCUUUGAGAAUUUCUAUCCCGGCCAGCAGCAGCCUCCACCCCACUCCCAGCAGCCCCAGGACUUCGGCCUCCAGCCAGCCGGCCCCAUGGGCCAGGCUCACCUUGGAGCCCAUCACGGUAUGGUGCCCUGCCCCUUCCCCCCCAAUCCCGAGAUGAACCCAGAGCUCCUGAAGGCCCUCAUGCAGGACCAGCCUACGCAACCCGUGCUACCUCAGGCCCAGAUCUCCUUUCCACGGCGUUCCCGACGACUCUCCAAGGAAGGGAUCCUCCCGCCCCCCUCGUCCACCGCUGCCCUGGAUGGUCCUGCCCCCCAGUCCCGGGAAGAGAUGUCCAGCAACCUGUUCUUGCACCACUGGUCCCAGCAGCAGCAGCACCUGCCUCACCCCGACACUCUGGGUCACGACAAGGGCGCUCACCUGGCCCAGUCCGAGCAGCCUGGAGUGGCUCUCGGUGGUCAGCAGCACGGGCCGGAGGGGGAGCGGCUGGCCCAGAACGGGCGGGAGCGGGAGGCCCCCGAAGGCAGCGACGCCUGGGCGGCCAACGACUUUGGGGUGGUUCGAGGAGGGGUGAUUCAGAGCACACGGCGGCGGCGGCGGGCUUCCCAGGAGGCCAAUCUGCUGACUUUGGCUCAGAAAGCUGUGGAACUGGCCUCGCUCCAGAACUCAAUGGAGGGAGAAGGCCUCGAGGAGAGGCGGAAGACAGUGGUAGCAUCUGCAGCCAAGAGUGUGGUGGAGUUCGCUGGGCCCUCGCCCCCCUCCAAACGAGCCCGAGAAGAGAUGGUCCCUCUUAUCAUCCCCGUGUCAGUCCCUGUGUGCAGGGUAGAUUUGCCAGAGGUAGCCCAGCUGGGAUAUUCAGAUGAGGAAGGGAAAGUCCCUUUGGCCUCUGCACCUGAUCGGAGCCCCACGGAACACAAGCCCUCAGUCAUUGUCACACGAAGGAGAUCCAACCGGAAUCCCAUGGCCGAUGCGCCAGCCCAGGCUGAAGAUGCGGACGCCAAGGGGGAUGGUGAGGGCUUGGUCCGGAAACCCAAGCAGAGGCCUCGCCCUGAGCCCCUGAUCAUCCCCACCAAGGCAGGCACUUUCAUCGCUCCUCCAGCCUACUCCAACAUUACUCCCUAUCAGAGUCACCUCCGCUCUCCCGUCCGCCUGACUGACCACCCGUCUGACAGAAACUUUGAGCUCCCCCCCUACACGCCCCCGCCCAUCCUCAGCCCCGUGCGGGAAGGCUCUGGCCUCUACUUCAAUGCCAUCAUGUCAGCCACUGGCCUCGUCGCCCCUCCCCCCAUCACACCAAAGAGUGCCCACCGCACCCUCCUCCGAUCCAACAGUGCUGAAGUCACUCCACCUGUUCUUUCUGUGAUGGGGGAAGUUACACCUGUCAGCAUUGAGCCUCGAAUCAAUGUGGGGACUAGGUUCCAAGCCGAAAUCCCCCCAAUCCGGGAUAGGGCCCUGGCAGCUGUAGAUGAACAUAAAGCAGACCUGGUCUGGCAGCCGUGGGGAGACCUGGAUGCUAGCAGGGAGACGCAAGGGCAAGUGGAAGAUCUUCUGACUGCUGCCUGCUCUAGUAUCUUUCCUGGGGCUGGAACCAACCAGGAGCUAGCCUUGCAUUGCUUGCAUGAAGCCAAGGGCGACAUCUUGGCAACACUGACCAAAUUGCUGCUCAAGAAGCCACUUCGACCUCCUGAUCACCCAUUGGCAAAUUACCACUAUACAGGGUCUGACCAAUGGAAAGUAGCUGAAAAAAAACUAUUCAAUAAGGGCAUUGCCAUCUACAAGAAAGAUUUCUUCCUAGUGCAAAAGUUGAUUCAGACCAAAACAGUGGCCCAGUGUGUGGAGUUCUACUAUACCUACAAGAAGCAGGUGAAAAUUGGGCGAAACGGGACCCUAACCUUCGGGGAUAUUGAUACCACAGAUGAGAAGCUGGGUCAGGAGGAAGUAGAAGUGGACAUUAAGAGUUCCCAGAGGUUGACAAAGGUCCAGCCUCCCAGAAGGGAGGCCCCACCUGAAGAAUGUGCAGUGGCCAAGAAGGAGGUCAAGAAGGAGGAUGGGGAGGAAGAAAGGAAGCAGGAAGAGCAAGAAGAGGUGCGAGAGAGGAGCCGGAGGGCAGCUGCUGUCAAAGCUGCCCAGACGAUACAGGCCAAUGAGGCGAUCAAUGAUGUCCUCAUCCUCAGAAGCCAUGAGUCCAGUGCUCCCGGGGUGGCCAGCAGCCGAGCUGUAGAGAAGCCCAAGGAGAGCUCUGGGAAGUCUCGAAGAGCCGGACCCAUCCCUGAGAAGAAGACCCCAGAGACCUUAAAUAAAACCCAGAACCAGGACAGCACGUUCCCUUGCAAAAAAUGUGGCAGGGUCUUCUUCAAGGUAAAAAGCCGCAGCGCCCACAUGAAAAGCCACGCAGAACAGGAGAAGAAGGCGGCAGCGCUCAAGCAGAAGGAGAAGGAAGCCGCGGCUGCGGCAGCCGCAGCCGCCGCCGCCGCCACCCGCCUCCAGGCCCGACGGGACAACAGCAGCAGUAGCAAUGGUGGUGGUGGUGGUGGCGGUGGCAGCAGCAGUGGGGGGAGCUCGGAUGAAGAUGGUGAAAUGUAGUGAGCAGGGGCCGGGGACUCGGCUGGGAAAGCUGUGAGGCUGGUUCUCCCUCACACUCCCCGUCGGCUCCCUCUCCUGCCUUGUGGCUGCAGCUGCCUGGCUCCAUGGACACUCAGCGGGGAGUCAGAAGGGAAUUGUGAAGACUGAAAAAAAUAUAACAAAAGACAAGCUUUUAUUUAAUUUAUAAAGGCCCUGGGAACAGUGUUACCUGGGGCAGGACCCAGUUCUCCCUCUACUGAACCUUGUCCCUGUGCUUUUUCAGAAUGGUAGGACUCCUCCUCUCAUGCUACUUGGAGACUUCCAGCCUAGAGUCACCCAUCUCCCCCCACCAAGCCUCAUGGCCAUUAUCGGUUGCUGCUGCUACUUCUGCUGCUUUUUGGACAUCAAACUUGCUGCACAAUUUCCCCCUUUUUUUCUUGACCUUCCAUUCCUCCCCUCUGAGUCACUUGGAAGACAUUUUAGGAGAUAGAAAGCUUAGCUCAAGUUUGCAAGAUUUCACCCUGUUCUGGACACAGCCUACUGAGCGCCAACAGAAAUCGAGCAACUCCACCGGCAAGAUGCGCUCGCUUGUCUCUCCUCCCUGGCUCAGGUGGGUGAGAGGGGGCGGCCCCUUCUGGGAGAGGAGUAUUCGGUCUGCUCCUUGAACCUGCCACCUGGAAUUGGCCCAGGUGAGCCUCCAGCCAGGGCCAGGAAGGAGCAGGCAAGCACACUGACACCCAAACCAAAGUUACUCUUUUCCAGCAUCUCUUCUUCCCCUGGAGGGAGGCUGCUGGGUAUGCAUUGUGUGCCUGGGCAGCUGUGGACAGAGUGAAAAAGAAGUGGCAGGGAUCCAGCUUUUUUUCCCCCUGCUAUCCUUUUCAAGGUCUUAGCUUUCCUGUUUUCUGGCAACUCUGCCUAGAGCUAAGAUGAAUUUCUCAAACCUUUGGAGAUCCAAGCCAAAAUUAAUGGCAUCUGUCCUUGCUAAUAGAUCUUCCUGGGGAAAGGGAACUAGACGGCUGUCUCUGCCAGAGGGAAAGGACUGAUGAGAAAGGAGGCUGCCUGUGGAGGGGAAGGUAGCCAAAGUUUUGCUAAAUUGGACUCAUCCUUAUCUCUCACCCCCUUGCCAGAUGCCUUUCGGUCCUUAGCUACUGUGAAGGAGGACACUUAAAAAGAGACUAGCUACAAGUCAUUCAGGACUUCUUCCUUGAGAUUAAAUUUAUUAAUCCUAGGGAGAUGCCUGAGUUGACAGCCUUCAGCUUUCCUGGUGGUGGUCCCCUACAGUUCUAAGGUCAGAACCAAUCCACGUCCACCUCCUUGAAUUGCCAAAACAGACCCCCAGAUUUCUUCAGAUUUUGGGAUCCUUUCCUGUCAGAGUGGUCACUGAAUUAGAUAGGAAAGGAUUAUGAUUUCGGAGUUAUUUAUUUUUCAUAUUUAAUUUUUCAUAUCCUCUCAGGGAGAGGGGCCUCUUGCUUUCCAGAGGCCCAAUUCGUUUAUCCAAAAGUAAGAUACCUACCUGUCCUCGGAGGGAAAUAACAACAUGUACCUGUGGUGUAGGACCUUUUCUAUCAGUCACUGUGGGAACUGUCCCUCACAGCAGAGGAAGUGAGGUUUCCCCAAACCCAUCACAGGAUACUUGCUCAAAGCAACAGAGAACCCAAGACAGAAAAUACUUCAGUGUUUGGAAAAGGAUUUUCUUUUAAAGAAACUGAAACCAGUUCUGCUUGCUCAGCUUCAGAUAGGUUCUCCACUUUCAGAUAGGUUCAGAGUAAUGGUGGUGGAAAGCCCAUUCAAUUCUGGGCUGAGUGUGGAUUUCAUUCAGGUAGACCCUUGGGGGGAAAAACCAACCCCAAAAACUGUUGUUAAUAGGAUACAGGUUUACUAAAAGUAGUGGAAUGAAAACUUAGAACAAGACUGAUUUCUGCUCACAUACUUAACCUAUAACUUUAUAAAUUAGGUCUAAAGGAAGUAGCAUUCCCAGUGAGGGCAUCUAGGUAACUAGGUGCAUCAGGCUAGUGAUUUGGGGAAGGGGAUUGCUUAUAAACUAUAUGCUAUCAGGUAUUCUUCAGUGUCAUUUAUACAUUAAUAUGGGUCUCUGGGGCCUCCAUAGAGGGAGUAACCAAAUUCUUCUGCCUUGCCUCCUAAAGAAUGACCAAAUUUCCUAACUCCUCGCCCACUGAUCUGUUUUGCUCCAUACGAUUGUACAAAUUCAAUGUCCUAUGAUUUGUAUAAAAUCUUGUAUAUGAUCCAGAAGCAGGAAGUUAAGCUCAAUAUGAGUGCCUUCUCAGCUCAGCCCUGAAGUGCUACUUAUAUGUCCCAAGAUUUUUCUAUUUAAAAAUUCCUUUAAUUUCAGUCCUUGUUUAGAUACACAACAGCUGCUCUUGUAACAGAAACCUUCAGCCAGAUGAGACCCUUCCAUUCACUCAAAACAUGGUAGAUAGAACUCACUCUCUUGGAAUUCUUGGAACAGUGAUUCUCUUCCCUUGCCCCCAGCUAGUAAGGAUCUUCCCUGGUAGGGGUAGGAAAGGGAGCCAAAAUAGUAUCUCUUAAUUUGGGAAGAGAAAGUUAUCUACAGUAAAAUGUGAAAAAAAAUGUAUCUUUAAAGAAUUAAAGGCAAUCAUGGCUAAUAAAAUGCAUAUAAAACAAUUUGUAAACAAAGCUAAAUAUAUUCUUCAAUGGUGCUGUUCUCGAUCUGUGAUAGGUCACAAUUUUUUUUCUUUUAUUUGCUUAGCCUAAUCAGAAAGUCCAUUGCUUUGGGAAGUUGGAUAAUCAGCAUCUCCAGCUUUAAGGAUUUCUGCCUCCUCUCCUAUUCCUAUCAUUCUAUGUCCAUUUUAAUAGCCACCGUCACCACCCACCUAAAUAAAGGCAUGAAACUCUGAUAUCAGAGUCGAGAUGGUAUAGGGAAACCUAUCGCCUCAAGGCCCUUUGUUAAUAGUGCCAUACAACCUGGGAUGUGAUUUCGGUUAACAAAUAGUGUGGCUACUUGCUUUGCUCCCUUUUGAUAUUUCAUUGGGCUGACUUUUGUCCUUUGAAAGAAAAGGGGUUCCCCACCUCUGAUCUGGAUUGUAAAUUUGGUCUUGUUACUAUACGUUAAGGGAGCACUGCAGUGCCAUUUUAUUUUAUUUUUUUUUUUUUACUGCCUUUAAUCUCCAUCCAUGAUUAAAAUACAUUCCCUCCUCUUCUGCCAUCCACAUACCUCCCACUGUACCAAAUGUUGUUUAACCAGUGGUAUAGGGGCUUUUUUAUAUGCUGCUUGGGUCAAAAGGGAUUGUCUGCAUUCAACUGCCUCUGUGAAGCCGCUUCUCAUUCUUAUACCACAUGCUAGACUGAAGGGAGAAUACGAUGCAUAUUCAAGCCUCAGCUGUUCCAAUGUUCUCUCUGGGGCGUGCUUCUGGGAUGGUGUUUCACCAGCCUGGAAGGCCUGACUCUUUAGGUUUACAGAGAAUAUGCAUGUUUCUAGAAAACAUUUCUAUAUUUAAAACCAGAUAUUCUUCCUUCCCAUUCUGUUGUGUUGAUAUUGCUAACAACAAUUUGCAGCUGUUUCAACCAUUACUUGUUUAAAUCUCUAAGUUGGAGGUCUUUUGGCAGGGGACAGAGCACAGGAACAGUCAGUCUGUAAUUAUUGUAUAAAUGCUUUCAUAGCAUAUAAAUAAGUAUAUUACUUUUAUUUUGAAAAAUGAUCAGACACUGCCUUUUGUGUGUUUGCUGCCUGUGGCAACCUUUUUAAAGACUGUUACAUAUUAAAAUAGUGUACAUAUAUAUUAUAUUAUAUAUAUUAUUUACCUUUUUUGCUGUACAGUUGUGAUAGACCAGACUGAAGAUUUUAUUUUUUGUGUGCUUUUUAUAAAAAAAAAUUAAUACACUAAAGAAAAUCUUGCUGAUGUGAUUGUAAUGUACCCAUGUAACUUAUUUACUUUUGAAUGUCUUUCCAUAUCUCUAAACCUUUUAUUAAAUAAGGUUUUAAAAAUU
Antechinus flavipes (yellow-footed antechinus) is the source of this 7314-nucleotide messenger RNA. It is a transcript of the gene MIDEAS, whose product is annotated as mitotic deacetylase associated SANT domain protein. The transcript is spliced from 12 exons. Gene Ontology annotation, biological process: regulation of transcription by RNA polymerase II; negative regulation of DNA-templated transcription. Gene Ontology annotation, molecular function: transcription corepressor activity. NCBI's taxonomy places the organism in Eukaryota, Metazoa, Chordata, Mammalia, Dasyuromorphia, Dasyuridae. The record is from RefSeq and is a predicted model, not a curated record. Gene Ontology annotation, cellular component: histone deacetylase complex; transcription regulator complex. The coding region runs from base 70 to 3369 and encodes 1099 amino acids.